This is a messenger RNA of Phlebotomus papatasi, 2467 nucleotides long. It is a transcript of the gene Ppat-Dpck, whose product is annotated as bifunctional coenzyme A synthase. Gene Ontology annotation, molecular function: ATP binding; dephospho-CoA kinase activity. Bases 74 to 1615 code for a protein of 513 amino acids. Gene Ontology annotation, biological process: coenzyme A biosynthetic process. NCBI's taxonomy places the organism in Eukaryota, Metazoa, Arthropoda, Insecta, Diptera, Psychodidae. The transcript is spliced from 3 exons. The record is from RefSeq and is a predicted model, not a curated record.
GGUAAGAAUUUCAAAUUGCCCGAAUUGCCACUCCAUGUAGUUGUACUCCAUGAAGCCAAAGUGACACUGUGAGAUGGCAAAAACGGGUCUCCUCAUCACAUCCAGUUUAUCUCGAGUACCUAGUGUCCUCCAGGCAGCUCGGAAGCAUGUUUUCAAGACCCUGUACAUUCAGAUUGAACCCAAAAACACCAACAUCCAGAGCAUUCCUGUCUACUGCUCAGCCAUAAAUCGCAUCUAUGCCUCAUCUAGUGUCCACUGCAACAAUCUGGAUGUUCGGGUAUUGAUCAGCAACCUCCGAGGACAGCGAGUACAGAAGCUGAGCGAGCAGGUAGAUGUGCUAAUGUUUGAUGCUGCUGUUCCCCAAUCUGAGGCCACUCUGCUGGCUGAGGGUCUCCGAGCACCCAGUGUGGUUCAACUGGGACAGCUGGACAGUGUUCCGGACACGGGGGUAUUUGAGGAAGUUGACGCAAAAGACAAUUUUAAGAUGCAUGACAAUGUUGUUCUGGGAGGAACUUUCGAUCGUCUCCAUUUAGGCCACAAAAUCCUCCUGUCCAAUGCUGUUUUGCGCACCAAGAAGCGCCUUGUGGUGGGAGUGACUGAUGUCAAUAUGGUUAAAUCAAAGAAACUUCCUGAAUUGAUUCUGUCCGUGGAUCAGAGAAUAGACGAUGUUACCAAUUUCCUGAAAGACAUUGAUCACUCCCUGAAGUACGAAGUGGUACCCAUUGCUGAUCCUUUUGGUCCAACGGCAAGUGAUCCUGACUUGGAUUUGAUUGUAGUGAGCCAGGAGACUCUCCGGGGAGGUGAGAAGGUCAAUGAGCUGAGACAGAAGAAUAAUUUGAAUAUUCUCGAUAUCUACUGCCUCAAGUUGUUAGAAUUGGAGCCGGAUGUUGGGGAUAAAGAGACCAAGAUCAGUUCCAGCAAUCAGAGGAUGGAUAUUCUGGGAACACGAAUCAGAGAUCCAGAGCCGAGACCAAAUCUGCAUCAACGUCCGUAUCUCAUUGGGCUAGUGGGAGGGAUUGCAUCAGGCAAGAGCAUAAUGUGUGAGCGUCUGAAGAGAUUUGGGGCCACUGUGAUUGAUUGCGAUAAACUUGCCCAUUCGCUCUAUGAGCCAGGAACUGACUGCUUCAAUGCCCUGAAGUCGCACUUUGGGAUUGGGAUUGUGGGUGGUGAUGGGAAAAUUGAUAGAAAAGUCCUUGGAUCUAUUGUGUUCAAGCACAAGGAUAAAUUGGAGGAACUCAAUGGGAUUGUCUGGCCGAGAUUGCUGGAGGCUGUCAGGGAGAAAGUGGCAGAUAUUCGGCAAAAGGGAGAGUACCAAGUGGUUGUCAUUGAGGCAGCAGUCCUGAUCAAGGCAGGCUGGCAGAAGGAAGUACACGAAGUAUGGUCACUAAUUAUCCCACCAGAAGAAGCAAUCCGGAGGCUCAGAGAGCGCAAUAAUUUGACUGAGGACGAGGCCAAGAUGCGUAUUGAAUCCCAACUGAGCAAUCAGGCCAUCGUGGAGCAUUCCAAUGUUGUAUUCUCCUCGCUCUGGAGCUACGAGUUCACUGAGAAGCAGGCCAUCAAGGCCUGGAAUAUCCUCCAGAAGGAUCUCAACACCGAAGUCACAUCGAAGAUUUGAUGAAUUCAUUGGGAUUUACAGGUAUCACAGAACAUUUAUUGUUACCUUUAUUGAUUGUUGAAAAGAAAAGUUUUUAUUUAAAAAAAGGUCGUUUUGAUGCAUCCAGAACUCCGUAAACAUUUAACCUUGCAAGAAUCUAGAACAGCAAUCUUGGUAAAAAUUUAAAAAUGAAGCAGAUAACAAAUGAUUAUUUAUAGAUUAGAACAUUUCAAGCCUGUGCUGAUUAGAUAUUUCUGGAGAGAUAUUUAAUUGCAAAGAUAAUUAGCAAAACUUUGACCUUUGAUAACAAAGAACGCUUCUUAAAUUUAUUUAAGAAUGCCCUGUAGCUUCUUAAAAAAAUAUUUUAAUUUUCUCUGAGGUCAGUAGGGAAAUUUUCUAAAAGUCGGACAGCGCAGAAAGUCGGACACCGAAAACUAAAUGGGGACUAAGCGAAAGAUUCAUCGAAAAAAAUAUUAAAAUAUCUCUGAAAAUGCGUUAAAAAUUAAUAUUUUUAUUUAUUUUUAGUACUUAAAUAGGGUAAGUGUGCCAAAUUCCGCCCAACUUGCAAUUUCGGGCACCUUUUUUGUUCCUCGAAUUUCCAUGACUUUUUAGUUUUUGCAUACUCUAGAGAUCAUUGCAAAAGAAGAACAAAAAAUAUCGCUUCGACGAGCAAGAUGGUCUAAAAAGGCAUUGGAAGAAUUCCUGAAGGGCAAGGAACUAUGAGAAUUAAGGUGGCCGAAAUAGGGCACCAAAGCUAUGUCUACAUUUUUAUUCAUUUUAAAAUGUAUUAAAAAUGAUUUUAGAGAAAAAAAACGAUAAACUGUCUACAAGGUUCUAAGCAACACUCCUUAGAAAGAAGUAAUUAAAAAAAAA